Propithecus coquereli (Coquerel's sifaka) is the source of this 725-nucleotide messenger RNA. RefSeq names its product mitogen-activated protein kinase kinase kinase 8-like. The transcript has 2 exons. Bases 117 to 440 code for a protein of 107 amino acids. The record is from RefSeq and is a predicted model, not a curated record. NCBI's taxonomy places the organism in Eukaryota, Metazoa, Chordata, Mammalia, Primates, Indriidae.
GCCUUUCCUGCGGAGGGUGUAUUUCCAUGCCACUGGUGCUGAGAGAGCUGAUUUUCUGAUAGAUCCACAAACAGGCGCCUCCACUGGAAGACAUUGCAGACGACUGCAGUCCAGGCAUGAGAGAGCUGAUAGAAGCUGCCCUGGAGAGGAACCCCAACCACCGCCCGAGAGCAGCAGACCUACUAAAACAUGAAGCCCUGAACCCCCCCAGAGAGGACCAGCCACGUUGUCAGAGUCUGGACUCUGCCCUCUUUGAGCGCAAGAGGCUGCAGAGUAGGAAGGAGCUGGAACUUCCGGAGAACAUUGCCGAUGCUUCAUGUACCGGAAGCACUGAGGAAUCCGAGAUGCUCAAGAGACAGCGUUCUCUCUACAUAGACCUCGGAGCCCUGGCUGGCUAUUUCAACCUUGUUCGGGGUCCCCCGACACUUGAAUAUGGCUGAACAAUGGUGCGUUUGCUCUAAACUGGGACAGCAUUUAUCUCCUGGAAGUUGGUUCUGCUGACUCUACCUGGUGGCUCUGUAUAGUGAAUUAUGCCAUUUAUUAGGGGACAGUGUGGCUCCGAUGACUCAUGAAUGUGACUCUAUUUAAUUUGUGAAGCUACUCUGGUGUAGACCAGGUCUCAAGGUUCUCAUUUCUCAGUUGGUGUGACUCUAAGGAAAGAAGUCGAGAGUUCAGAGAAGGAUCAUUUCUGCUGACUGAUUCCAUUCACUGUGUACUUUGCUCAA